AAAUUGUAAACCAAGGGGAGAGUGAUUGUACAAAGGUACGUGGAGCGCGCAGCCAACAAAGUGCGCUAUCAAUUCUUCUCUCUCCCGCUUUGCCUCCACUUUUUAGAAGACCCUCAACUGUAUUUCUUCUUCUGAUCCCACUAAGAGCUUUGAAAGCAGAGGGAGCCUGACAAAUUGAAGCCACAAUCGGCGUAAAGCAACAUGAAGAUGAUACGCUCAAUUUGGCGCACAAUAAGUCACUGAUUUCCUUUUCAUUUACUUUCCCAUUACUCAUUUUCCCUUGCUACACGCCAUCGUUUAUGAACUCUUUCUACUGUUCUUCCUUUUUCUCUUGCUGGGUUCUCUGUAAAAUGUGCUGCUGUUCUGUCUUCUGCUUUGUUUUCGUUUGGUUUUAACGCGGUCUGUGAAUCGCUUCUAUUGAUUUUCUCUUUUGUGUUUGUUUUCGCAUUUUGAUUAACUUUUAGGAGUUGUUACUGCACAUUCUUAUCUGGGGUUCGGUUAAUUUUGGGGAUUUGGAUGUUUGAUUCAUCAGAAUUUCUGGAUUACCCUCUUUCUCAAGUUUGUGGAUGAAUUUUCUUUCAUAUUAGAUCAUUGAUUUGUGUCGUGUUUCACUGCUGAAGACUUGCAAUCCUAGACUAGCAAAAGGGUUUAUCGGAUUAGGUUUAUUUGCGGUAUUAGUGAACCUUACUUCAAUAGUUAAAUUUUCUUCCCAUUGUUCUUGUUGGUUGGGGACGCAAUGGAGGAAAGAAAACUCAAUUUUAAUGUACCUCUCAUGUCUGUGAGGCGAUUUUCCAAGGCAUCAAGUUCUUUAGUUGAAGUGAAUGAAAAGAAACCUGAAGAUUCCCAGCCUAGUAGACGGAGUAGCUUUCGAGUUUCUCGACCGCCAUUCAAUUUAGAGGAAGUAACAGAACCAGUUGCAGUUCCCUUCCAUUGGGAGCAAAUUCCAGGAAGAGCUAAGAAUGGUUGUGGCUCAGCUUCACCUGAGAAGCUGCCUCAGCUGCCUCCUGAGAGGACUUGUUCUAGUCCUAGACUUUCCUUUGGGAGGGCUUUGGAAAUGGAAGCUUGUUAUCAAAACGAGUGUGAAGCUAAUUCUUCAAAUGCCGUUGUUGUUAGAUUAGAGUCGACGAAAGCUAGUGAGACGAGGAGCUUGGUAUCUGAGAAUGAUGAUGAUGAUCUCUCUGAUGCACGCGAGACAAAGUCCCUCACUGGUUCAUUCUCUAUUAACAACUGUAGUGUAAGUGGUCUAAGUGGAUACAACGGUCGAACUUUCCGAACAGAUCCUCAAACUCGAGAUUUCAUGAUGAGUCGCUUCUUACCUGCUGCCAAGGCAAUGGUUUUGGAGCCUCCUAAGUAUUCCUUAAAGAAGCAACCUAUAGCAGUUGAGCAACCUAGGCAAGUUAAGACGAUCCCGUCUGAGAAUAGGAGGAUGUCUCCACUUAAACAACUCGAGUCUGCCCUGUUACUUCGGUAUUGCAGAGAUGAAGUACAUGAAGUAGAUGGAGAAAGUGACUCUGUGGAUGAUGAAUAUGACAAUCCAGGUAAUAUAUCAGCUAGAGGUUGUGGUCUAAUACCCAAUAUAUGCUUCAAAAACGCUUUGGGCUUUCUUAGUCCUGUGCCUGGGAUGAGAAUCAGGACGGAGUCGCCCAUUUCUAUCACUAAUGAAGUUAGGGAAUCGAGCAGAACAAUGCAUCAUUCACAUAGCCAAAAGAUCAACAAGCAUGCUUGGGAUGCUGCUGGAUCACCUAAGCUGCAGGAGGUAAAAAAUAAGUGGAUUGGUGAACCAAAACAUUUUCCUUCCUCCACCGACCUGCAAAUGAGAGGUAGGUCUUCUCCCUUUAGGCAUUCAAGGACGGCUUCUCCCUUCCGGAAUGAAGCAUCAUGGUCUCCUAGUAGAAAGCAGUCGUUUGUAGCUCCUAAAGACGUUGAGACUAUCUCCAACUUUAAAGGUAAUACUAACUUUCGUGAUAGACAAUCCAUUCAAGCAACUAAACAUGGAGUUGACACGGCGAGUGCCCUGAUUGAGAAGACACUCUACAUAGAUGCUGCAAGCGUUGUUGAACUAACUCCUCCAUUGAACUCAAGCCUUUUGGAUGCCAAUGAAAUGGUUGAUCAUGCUAGUAGGAACAAUGAAACAACAAUUGAGACCAGAGUGACAGAAGAAACUAUCACUGUGGAACCUUCUUUCCCAGAAGUAAAGUGCUUAACUUUGAUUGAAGACGGGAAGCUGCAGCGUGAAGCCGCAGAAUCUACAAACAAAGACGCCAUUGAUAAUGACUCCAAAAUGGGACAUGGACUUUACAAAGAAGAUCUUUCUGGUUACUCUAAUGUGGGCUCGGCUGAUCAAGAUGAAUACUCUACGUCCAAUUUUCAGCUAGUAAAAGUAGAAGAUCCGGCAAGUGUCGAAGUAACUUCUGUGAUAUCUUCUCAACCUCCACCUCUACCAAAGUCGCCUUACAAGUCUUGGCUCUGGUGUACACUCCCUUCGGUUUCCUCGAAAAAGUUACUUGCUGGAUCAAAUCUUGGAAACAGGUUGUAUCACAAGCUGCAGUGUCCUAGGACAUCAGCCAGCACCAAGUGGGAAACCAUUGUAAAAUCUACAAAUUUGCAUCACGAUCAUGUUCAGUACUCCGAGGAAUUAAAUCCUCCUGUUUCUCAGCACUCAACAACAGAGAAUUUCAACACUCAGGUUGAUUGAUUGGUUUUGUGUAAAAGUUCAUACAUUAGCAUGGGGCAUAGCGGAGGAAACAUUCAUAUUCACAGAAUGAAUUCUGUAUACAGCAGCCUAGGAAUCAACAUAGAUGUGAGAGCUCUGGGUUUUGGUAAGCCUGAUAUGGACAAACAACAAGCCCGGAAUUACUAGAGCCAAAAGUUUGACUUAAUGUUCUUGAAUAACAACCUUCCGGCAGCCUAUCCAACUUUCAAAUAUGCUUUAGAAUUACAGUUUCGUUUGACACGAUUCUCACUCUGUUUUUACAGCUCUGAUAAAGGGAAAAAGGUGUAAUUUUUUCCCGGUUCUGGAAGAUGGGUCCUAGUAAAAACAAACCCAAUACACGAUUCUCAACCCUUCAUUUAUAGCUUUGAUAAAAGGGAGAAAAGGUGUAAUUUUUGGAGAUGGGGUUUGCUCUGUUUUGGUUUUUCUUGAGAAAACAAACAGAAAAAUGGGAAUGUAGAGGUGGCAAAAUCACAGUCGUUGGACGAAGGUCCUAGAUAAUCUAUCGAGGGAAUAUAGUAAGUUUGCUGUGAAAUGAAGAUUGAUUGGGUGAGAGAGAGGGAGAGAGAGAGAGGCAGGCACGAAAAGAAGGGCAGGAAGGAGAGAGAAAGUAAGGAGAGAGAAAGGAAGGCUUGGUCAACGGAACAAAUUAAAUUAAAAAUAAGAAGAUGAAGAUGAAAGCGCGUCCGUUUACGACGGAAAUGGGGACCCUCUAAGCCACUCAUCAUCGAUUUCCACUCUCUCUCUCUCUGUCUCUCUCUGUCUCUGUGCCGCCGAAUGACAGAAACGGAUAGUGUUUUCAACUCUCAACGGUUUAACCACGCCACAUCCAAAGAAAUUAAUAUUCUCCCUCUUAAUUAUAUAUAAUUAUUCACUAAUUUUGAUGAUUUUUUUUUACGAAAAAAAAUCCAUCCCGGCUUGGUGCAAAGGGAUUGGAGAGAGAAAGGUGGAGGAGAAAGGGAAAACAAGAAGCUGGUAAGGAGAGAGAAACAGAAGACAGAAAAACAGAGAGACAGAAAAACAGAGAGACGGAAACAGAAACAGAGACCUGGUAGAGACCCAGAAGAUGGUCGAAGAGAAAGUGCUCUGAGAUCAUCCUGAAGGGGCAGUAAUAGAAAAAUAAACCUUUCUUCAUUAUAUUCCAUCUCCUUCUUUCUUUUUCUUUGCUGCCUUUCGUCUCAACAUUCCUUGUUUUUUUCUGUAGCUUAAUAGAUCCACCCACCUACGUUUCUUCUUCCUUACAGAGAUUCAUACCACAUUCUCUUUGUGGGCUUCUAAUUUUACAUUUUCCCCCCCACUUUGACGACCCUUAUACAAA
This is a messenger RNA of Cucurbita maxima (winter squash), 4028 nucleotides long. RefSeq lists its product as uncharacterized. NCBI's taxonomy places the organism in Eukaryota, Viridiplantae, Streptophyta, Magnoliopsida, Cucurbitales, Cucurbitaceae. The coding region runs from base 737 to 2695 and encodes 652 amino acids. The transcript has 5 exons. The record is from RefSeq and is a predicted model, not a curated record.